Molecule: messenger RNA, 1913 nt
Organism: Paramacrobiotus metropolitanus
Lineage: Eukaryota; Metazoa; Tardigrada; Eutardigrada; Parachela; Macrobiotidae
Product: E3 ubiquitin-protein ligase ARIH2-like
Exons: 11
Coding region: 132-1679 (515 amino acids)
Biological process (GO): protein polyubiquitination; ubiquitin-dependent protein catabolic process; positive regulation of proteasomal ubiquitin-dependent protein catabolic process
Cellular component (GO): cytoplasm; ubiquitin ligase complex
Molecular function (GO): ubiquitin protein ligase activity; zinc ion binding; ubiquitin conjugating enzyme binding
Source: RefSeq, a predicted model, not a curated record
GAUGUGUGCGUCAGUGUGACGGUGGUUAUUUCUAUGAUCUAAUUGCACAAGUUUCCACAUCUCACAUCUGACAUCGCUCUCGAUUUUGAUAGUAAAGUGUAUGAUAAUUAUUAUCGCGAUAGUUGGGUGCGAUGGCCGAGAGCCAGGAUGACGAGGAGGACUACUAUUACGACGGUUUCGAGGAGGACUCGCUGGACAGCAGCUGCAACGACGUGGAGCGCGUCGCCACUGAUAAUGCGACGUCGCUGGUGAUAUCUGCCUCUCAAUCAGCGUCGGGGGAUGGCGCCGCGGACCCCGAGUUCUUUGAGUACGUGUGCCUGACGGAGAAGGAGCUGCAGGAGGUGCUGGAGCGCUGCGUGCAGCGCCUCUGUGAUCGCUUGGCUGUGACGCGCGGCAGCGCCAAGUACUUGUUGAUCGCCAGCAGCUGGAACGACGAUCUGGCCGUCAGCAACUACAACGCCAGCCUCUCAACGAACAACUCUUCCGACCUGCCCCGGAGAGAGAGAAAGACUUCGUUAUCUUCGUCGGAUCCGGCGGUGUGCUGCGUGUGCCUGAUGCGCAGUGGCGCGCUGGAGCUGGAGCCGUUCCUGUGUGGGCACACCUUCUGCGCUGACUGCUGGAACGCCUACUUCGAGGCGCAGGUCGCCGAGGGCAAGGGCUACAACAUCCUGUGCAUGGAGACGGACUGCGCGGCGGUGAUCACGGAGGACUUCGUGCACGGCCACCUGCGCAGCGCCGCCACGCGCCUCAAGUACCGCAAGCAGUACACGCGCGACUGCAUCGACAGCCACCCGCAGAUGCGGCACUGCCCCAGCUACGGCUGCUCCUCCGUCUUCUUCGCCGCGGCCCCCGACAGCAAGCGCGUCGUCUGUCCGCACUGCCGCGCCACCUUCUGCUUUGCCUGCGGAUCCGAGUACCACCUGCCCUGCGACUGCCGCACCAUCCGGCAGUGGUGGAAGAAGGCCAUGGAGGACUCGGAGACCAUGUCCUACAUGUCCUCCUUCACCAAAGACUGUCCCCAGUGCGACUCCAGCAUCGAGAAGAGCGGCGGCUGCAACCACAUGAUCUGCCGCAUGUGCGCCUACGAGUUCUGCUGGGUCUGUCUCGGAGCGUGGAAGGAGCACGGGAACGCCUACUACGAGUGCAACAAGUUCUCCGCCAAGAAGAUCCAGACGGCCGUCGCCGCCGGCAGCAGCAGUCCGGCGGUGGCCGGCAUGAAGAACGAGGCCGUGGGACGGGCGUCCAGCGGGCGCAUGGCGCUCAACAAGUACCUCUUCUACUUCACAAGGUACAAGAACCACGAGCAGUCGCUGCACCUGGAAGAGAACCUCAUGGGCAAGAUCGACCAGCGCGUGGAGAAGAAGGUGCAGAACCGCGAGGGCUCCCUCAUCGACUGGCAGUGCCUCAUCGAGGCCGGCCGCCUCCUCCUCAAGUGUCGCCGCACCCUGCAGUACACCUACGCCUUCGCCUACUACCUCCAGGACGGCCCGGACCGCAUGCUGUUUGAGCACCUGCAAGCGGACCUGGAGUCGACCAUCGAGAACCUCUCCUUCAGCGUGGAGCGCGUCGACAAGCUGGACCUGGCGGCGCUGCAGGCGCAGAUGCGCUCCGCCGAGUUCCGUCGUCGCGCGCUCUUCCGCGACGCCGCCAAACUCACCGUCAGCCCCACGCCCAACUGAAUCUGCCCUGUCUGUCGCCGGCACUCCCGCCGGCCAACCACACACGAGGCCUUCGUUUGAUAUGUUUUUUAGUCUUUUGCUUUUAUCCGUGUUUCUGUUUCUCUAUCAACGACCGCUUUGCGCCGUUUCUAAGGCAUAGAGCUUAUUUAAUAAUAAAGAAAUAGAUUAAUGUGGGAAAUACUGUCAGUUGAAAAGUUGUUAAUUUAUUACCUGUUCUGCUUAAUUAAAAUGUUA